Molecule: messenger RNA, 1953 nt
Organism: Beauveria bassiana ARSEF 2860
Lineage: Eukaryota; Fungi; Ascomycota; Sordariomycetes; Hypocreales; Cordycipitaceae
Product: Zn(II)2Cys6 transcription factor
Exons: 4
Coding region: 1-1953 (650 amino acids)
Biological process (GO): regulation of DNA-templated transcription
Cellular component (GO): nucleus
Molecular function (GO): transcription cis-regulatory region binding; DNA-binding transcription factor activity, RNA polymerase II-specific
Source: RefSeq, a predicted model, not a curated record
AUGCAGGGUCUGACGCCACCCGAACGGCCAGCAAGCCCGCCGCGUAGGCGCAGGGCUUGCAUCCCAUGCACGAAUGCCAAAGCGCGUUGUAAUUUCACCGACCUUGACGGCGGCCCCGAUGAUGCCGUUUGUGAAAGUCGUGUCGCAUCUUUGGAGGAUCGUUUAGACGCCUUGACGACAGCUAUCGAGGCGCAAAAUGCUCUCACCUCACGCAGUUUGGGCAUAGGCGGAUCGUCCAAUCCCAGCCUAAUACCAGGCCUGACUCACGCACAAAGCCCUGCUCAGGCGCAGAGCCCUGUAGUUCCCGCGACAUCGUCACCAGCGAGCUCUACCUCGGCGUCAAGGCUGUCGCCGGCAGCUCCGCGCCAGGGCUCGACCAGCUGGCCGUCGUCCAAACCGUCUGUCCAGCCGCCGCCUAUGGGCCUCUCCUGGCCACAGGCAGAAAGGAUUCUUGCCAUUUACCGCGAUAUCUGUCUAUACAACUUCCCAUUUGUGUGGAUUCCUGGCCACAUGACGGCGCAGGAGCUGUGUGAGUCCAAGCCCUGCCUAUUCCGGGCGGUAAUGCUCUCCUCAGCUCCCUUACCGGUGGCGAGAUUAAAAAAGAUGAAACGCAACGUCAUCGCGUACAUUAGCCAACGUAUGCUCGUUGAGGAGGAAAGAAGUCUAGACGUUUUGCAAGGGUUGCUAAUUGUCAUUGCUUGGGCGGAUUUACAGAGUCUAUACGACCAGCAGAUUACAAAUCUCACGUAUUUGGCAACAGGCUAUGCACAUAAUCUCGGAAUCACCAAGAUUCCACGUGAGUUGCUCAAGCAAAUCGGAAUGGACAAUGCUCCAGAUGAUGUGAGAGCGGCAAAAGAUAUCAACGUGCCCAAGGCGCCGUCGUCGGAUGAAAUGCGAGCAUUUCUUGGGGUGUACUACUUACUAUCAAUAAACUCGGGUCAGUUUGGCCGCAACACGACCAUGCGCAGCCAAUACGUCGACUUUUGUGCCGACGCCCUCGCCCAGGCCGGCGAGUACCCUUCCGACUUUCUCCUUCAGCAAGUCGUGCGCCUCAUGCAAAUCGAGGACCGCAUCUCGGAAUUCUUCGGCUCGGCCAACGACACGGCGCGCGGGCGGCCGCUCCUGUUUCUUGUCGACGAAAACGUCACGACGCUACGCGCCGAGCUCGACAGCAUCCUCGAGUCCCUCACCUACACGGAGCUGGCGAAGCGCCUCCCGCACUGCUCCCCGGACCAGAUCGACCAUUUUGCGCGCUAUUUUGACCUCACCCGGCAGUACCUCCUCGUCCGACUGUACGAGCCGGCCACCUACCUUGGCGACCUGCCCGAGAACAGCGUCGAGCCCGGUGGGCGGCACCAGUACCGUGCCACGGCCCUGCAAAACUGCCUCGUGGCCGCCAACGCCUUCUUCGAGACGGUUACCAACGUGCCUGCCACCAGCGCCCGCUUCCAGGCCCUCGCCGCCCCGGGUCAGACGGGCUUCGUCAUGGUCAUUUGCUCGCGGCUGCUCGUCGUCGACGCGCCCGACUGGGACGCUGCGGCCGCGCGGCGCAUCCUCGACUUCUCGGACUUUUUGGCCAAGAUUAUUGGCCGCCUCCAGGUGGCCGAGGAGCGGCGCAAGGUCAACGUGGAGCAUUUUGUGCGUGAGACGCGCGUGCUCGGCGUGACGCAGGAGGAAAUGGACGAGCCCGGCCGCUACGCGGGCACGUCGCAAAAGACGGCGUACAUUAAGGCGUGGUACGAGAACCGCCUGCGGCAGAUGGACGAGGCGGCAGCGGCGGGGGGUCAUGCCGCCGCGCCGCUCUCGUCGGAGCCCAUGUAUAUUGAGGAGAGGUUGCUGGGCCGUCCGUGGUACCGGCUCGCAGGCAGUGCCGGCCCGCGCUGGUUCGUGGGGCUCUUGGAGGGCUCGGCGUGGAAUUUUGAUGAUGUACAGAUGAGUAACCAAACCAAUUGA